Molecule: messenger RNA, 354 nt
Organism: Sphenostylis stenocarpa
Lineage: Eukaryota; Viridiplantae; Streptophyta; Magnoliopsida; Fabales; Fabaceae
Source: the annotation of a GenBank genome assembly
AUGGUUUUGAGGGAUGGUUCCCUCUAUGCAGAACCUCUCAAGCUUGAUGCAUUGUUUCAUAUUAUUUUGGAGCAGGAAUGGGGCAUAUUUGCAUACAUAUUAAGCUCCGUGCAAGUGGUGGAAACAAGUUCAAAAACACCUGGUCCUGCUGCUCAAUCAGCUGUUAGGGCCCUUGCUCGUUCAGGAAUGAAAAUCGGUCUUACAGAGGAUGUGACACCCAUUCCUUCGGGUAGCACUCGUAGAAAGAGUGGUAGAAGAGGCAUUGAUCCGAGUUUUAGUUUGUUACUGACAAACACGUUCAUUUAUUUGUUGAAAGUUCUCUUUGAUGCUUCGGGGUUUGCAAAUGGUGCCUAA